AAAAAAAAUUGUCUAGAGUUUCGUCCAAGCCACCACCCUCGACUUUAAAAAGUUCUCUUCUCUUGCUCAGAUUUCUUCUCCGAUAGGAAAACUCCCAAAGUUUCACUCUGUAAAACCCUAAUUUUCCGAUGUCGAUCUUCGAGUACAAUGGAAGUGCCGUCGUAGCUAUGGUAGGGAAGAACUGCUUCGCUAUAGCCAGUGAUCGGAGGCUUGGUGUACAAUUACAAACCAUCGCUACCGAUUUUCAGAGAAUCUCUAAGAUCCACGAUCAUCUCUUCAUCGGACUUUCCGGUCUCGCCACCGAUGUCCAGACUUUGUACCAGCGACUCGUAUUUCGUCAUAAGUUAUAUCAGCUUCGGGAAGAAAGAGACAUGAAGCCAGAAACUUUCGCUAGUCUUGUAUCUGCCAUUCUUUAUGAAAAAAGAUUUGGCCCAUUCUUGUGCCAACCUGUGAUUGCUGGAUUGGGAGAUGAUAACAAACCCUUCAUUUGCACUAUGGAUUCGAUUGGAGCCAAGGAGUUAGCUAAAGAUUUUGUUGUCUCUGGAACUGCUUCAGAAUCACUAUAUGGUGCCUGUGAAGCCAUGUACAAACCAGAUAUGGAAGCUGAGGAACUGUUCGAGACAAUUUCACAAGCACUUCUCUCUUCAGUUGACCGCGAUUGUCUUAGUGGGUGGGGAGGUCAUGUCUACGUUGUAACACCAAAUGAGGUCAAAGAGAGAAUCCUGAAGGGAAGGAUGGAUUGAUCUGAUAUCACAUAUCUGCUUUUGUCCAAGUUCGGUUUACUCCUUAACCCGGUUAAGUAGAAGAACCCUCUCGUCCCACUCCCAUAGUCUGUUCCUUCUCUGAAACUGGAUAUUGUGGUUCCUUCGCUUGGAAUUAUUUGCAAUUGAUAGAGUUCAAAGAAAAUGAAGAAAUAGCAGUUGUUGUCUUGUUCCAGUAGUCGACCAUUCUAUGAACCUUGUUGUUUCUGGUUUAUAUUCAUACAAGUGUUCCAUAUUUCUGGUUUAGUUUUCAAGGUUGGUGCUGAUUAGCAGCACAUUGGGUGAUUAAAAAGAACAAGAAAACAACACUUCAAUAUUUAGUGGCUAAUUGUUUUGGAUUAA
Messenger RNA from Arabidopsis lyrata subsp. lyrata, 1103 nucleotides. RefSeq names its product proteasome subunit beta type-3-B. NCBI's taxonomy places the organism in Eukaryota, Viridiplantae, Streptophyta, Magnoliopsida, Brassicales, Brassicaceae. Gene Ontology annotation, cellular component: proteasome core complex, beta-subunit complex; proteasome core complex. Gene Ontology annotation, biological process: proteasome-mediated ubiquitin-dependent protein catabolic process. The transcript is spliced from 7 exons. Bases 129 to 743 code for a protein of 204 amino acids. The record is from RefSeq and is a predicted model, not a curated record.